CUUCCAUCUUUCUUUCUCUCUCUUCCAUCUAUAAAAUGACAUACUCACUCACCUAAUAUUGCACAACCAUAGCAUUCUCUUCACACUUUAGUUGAGUGAUACUUGACUCAUUCAGUCACUCACAUCUCUCUUGCAUUCUCUCCUUUGCAACUAUGAAUGCUCUAGCCGCCACCAACCGCAACUUUCAACGUGCAGCUCGCAUUCUGGGCUUGGAUUCCAAGCUUGAGAAGAGUCUUCUCAUACCCUUUAGAGAAAUCAAGGUUGAAUGCACCAUCCCGAAAGAUGAUGGAACUCUGGUUUCCUACGUGGGAUUCAGGAUCCAACAUGAUAAUGCUCGUGGUCCAAUGAAAGGAGGGAUUCGAUAUCACCCAGAGGUUGACCCAGAUGAAGUGAAUGCUCUAGCUCAGUUGAUGACAUGGAAGACAGCUGUAGCAGACAUUCCCUAUGGAGGAGCAAAAGGUGGGAUUGGCUGCAACCCUAGAGAUCUGAGUAUUAGUGAGUUAGAACGUCUUACUCGGGUUUUCACUCAGAAGAUUCAUGAUCUUAUCGGUGUUCAAAGGGAUGUUCCUGCCCCAGAUAUGGGAACUAAUGCUCAGACCAUGGCAUGGAUUCUUGAUGAGUAUUCAAAGUUUCACGGUCAUUCACCAGCUGUCGUGACUGGGAAGCCUAUUGAUCUCGGAGGAUCGUUGGGAAGGGAGGCUGCCACGGGUCUUGGAGUAGUUUUUGCAACUGAAGCCUUGUUUGCUGAAUAUGGGAAGUCCAUUGCUGAUCAGACAUUUGUUAUCCAGGGGUUUGGAAAUGUGGGCACAUGGGCUGCUAAGUCUAUUUAUGAGAGAGGGGGAAAGGUGAUUGCUAUCAGUGAUAUCAGUGGUGCUAUCAAAAACACAAAUGGAAUCGACAUCCCUGCUCUGUUGAAAUACAAGGAUGAGGGCAAUGGAACCCUGAAGGACUUUCCAGGUGCGGAAGUGAUGGAUCCAAAUGAGUUGCUUGUUCAUGAAUGCGACGUGCUUAUCCCUUGUGCAUUGGGAGGAGUUCUAAAUAGGGAAAAUGCUUCUAACGUGAAGGCAAAAUUUAUAAUAGAAGCAGCAAACCAUCCCACUGACCCUGAAGCGGAUGAGAUUUUGUCUAAGAAAGGAGUCAUCAUAUUACCUGACAUCUAUGCCAAUGCUGGUGGAGUGACUGUGAGCUACUUUGAAUGGGUUCAGAAUAUUCAAGGUUUCAUGUGGGAUGAGGAAAAGGUGAAUCAUGAGUUGAAGAAAUACAUGACCAGAUCUUUCCAAGACAUCAAGGCAAUGUGCAAGAUGCAUAACUGUGACUUGCGAAUGGGAGCCUUCACUCUUGGAGUGAACCGUGUUGCUCGUGCUACUCUUCUCAGAGGUUGGGAAGCUUAGGUUCUCCACCUGCAAGAAUAGGAUUUUAUAUGGCUGUGAUUUCUUUAAUCUAGGUUUAAUCUAGGUCUAGUUAGUCAAGUAAAAGGCAUUAGAGAGUAGCCAAUAAAACAUUAUUCUCGCCAUUUGGUCUGUCCACAGUGUAUGGUUCUUGGCAUUUGGUGUUGAUAAUGCCAUAGUUACAGCCAUAUUUGUUUCAAAUGUUCUAGUUAUUCUAGUUUGAUGUAUUAGUGGAUUGCAGAUUUUUAGUCUAA
Vigna radiata var. radiata (mung bean) is the source of this 1642-nucleotide messenger RNA. RefSeq names its product glutamate dehydrogenase A. The record is from RefSeq and is a predicted model, not a curated record. Gene Ontology annotation, cellular component: mitochondrion. Gene Ontology annotation, molecular function: L-glutamate dehydrogenase (NAD+) activity. The transcript is spliced from 9 exons. Lineage: Eukaryota; Viridiplantae; Streptophyta; Magnoliopsida; Fabales; Fabaceae. Gene Ontology annotation, biological process: L-glutamate catabolic process. Bases 153 to 1391 code for a protein of 412 amino acids.